Molecule: messenger RNA, 2270 nt
Organism: Zootermopsis nevadensis
Lineage: Eukaryota; Metazoa; Arthropoda; Insecta; Blattodea; Termopsidae
Gene: Tbh
Product: Tyramine beta hydroxylase
Biological process (GO): octopamine biosynthetic process; norepinephrine biosynthetic process; dopamine catabolic process
Cellular component (GO): secretory granule membrane
Molecular function (GO): dopamine beta-monooxygenase activity; copper ion binding
Source: RefSeq, a predicted model, not a curated record
UUAAAGUUUAGUUACUUACAAAUAAGCAUCGGAUUCCGAUAAUUAAAAACAGUGCCUCGGGUUCUCACGUCCUAGCAGUUCAAUAAGACGCAGUGCUGGCUCUCGUAAUUGCGUUCCUGCGCGCAUUUUAAUACCACAGGAGCGCGUGGAAUGUGGAAUGUGGAGCAUCCCCAGGGACUCGCAGAAUUGCAGAGUGGAGUAAAUUGAGCAAGGAAUGAGAAGAAAAUGGGAUAAGGGAAGAAGAAACGAAAGCCACGAGUAGAAAGAUAAACAAAAUGUGAAGGAAGAACAAAGAGAGAGAAACGAAAGAACGGGGCAAAAGCUAUGAAGGAAGAGAAUGAGAAGGAAAUAAAAGCUAAACAGAAAGAUGAUGAGAACGUUAGGAGGAAGGUAUAAGGAAAUGAAGGCUGUGCGGGCGGGUACAUACAUAAGGCGGAGUCGCUCCGGUCUGCAUCACUCAGUCUCCACGUAACCAUGGAGCCGACCGCACCAUGGCCGCUGCUGCUACUAAUCUCGACUACAACCACAGCCGCCCGGGUGUUCCGCAUCCCGCUGGACACCAACAGCACCUUCUCCUGGACACUGGACUAUCCGGCACGUACCGUCAGCAUCGAGGUGCACAGUCCCGCCGAGAAGAACCACUGGGUGGCCGUUGGCUUCUCAGACUACGGGGAUCUGGUAGGCGCAGACCUCUGCGUGCUGUGGACGGACUGGCGAGGUCGAACCCACUUGCAGGACACUUGGGUCGAUUUAAACGGCCGUUCAGUCGUGGACUCCCAACAGGACUGCCUGGGAUUCAGGCACAUACAGCUUAAUGACGUCGUAAAGUUCACUUUCACGAGGCGCUUCGAUACCUGUGACCCACAAGAUUACGUCAUUGAGGAAGGCACGACACACGUGGUGUGGGCGCGGGGCAGAGGCCCCCUGUUCCGGCUGGAAGGUCUCAACGUGUCUAGCGCCGCUCACAGCGGAAUGCAGCGGACGCAACUGCUGAAGAACACUUGUCCUCUUCCCUCACACCCGAGGGACACGUGGCACCACGACAUCCUCAACAGCGAGGUGAGAGUGUCUGGCGAUGACACCACUUACUGGUGUCGCAUGCACAGGCUGCCAGCAGCGCUACGCACAAAGCACCACGUCGUCCAGUAUGAGGCAGUGAUCCAGCCCGGGAAUGAGGCACUUGUGCACCACAUGGAGGUGUUCCACUGUGAGGCACCACACACCCAGAUAAUGCCAGACUACCAGGGGCCUUGCUUCUCAGUCGAGCGACCUGAAGUCACCAAGGUGUGCAAGAGAGUGCUGGCUGCAUGGGCCAUGGGGGCCUUGCCCUUCAGCUACCCUGAGGAGGCUGGUCUACCAAUUGGAGGUUCAGAUUUCAAUCCCUAUAUCAUGUUGGAAAUACACUACAACAAUCCAGAGAAGAGAACAGACUGGGUAGACAGUUCAGGAAUACGUAUGUAUCUUACCCCAACAUUGCGGCGCUUCGAUGGUGGUGUCAUUGAAUUAGGUCUCGAGUACACGGACAAAAUGGCCAUCCCACCACAUCAACCUGCAUUCGUACUAAGUGGCUACUGCAUUACCGAGUGUACUGCCGUGGCUGUUCCACAGGAGGGCAUUGUGAUCUUUGGCUCUCAACUACAUACACAUCUGACAGGCAUCAGGGUUUUUACACGACAUAUUCGGGAUGGCCGCGAGCUACCAGAGCUGAAUCGUGACAAUCACUACAGCACACACUUCCAGGAGAUACGGUCCUUAAAGCGACAAAUCAAGAUCCUUCCGGGAGAUGCACUGAUUACAAGCUGCUGGUACAAGACCACAGAUCGCAACAACAUUACUCUGGGAGGCUUUGCAAUCAGUGAAGAAAUGUGUGUUAACUACAUUCACUACUACCCAAAAAUUGAUCUUGAGGUGUGCAAGAGCUCCAUCAGUUCUGAGAGCCUGCAAACAUACUUCAGGUUCCUCCAUGAGUGGGAGGGACAGGCCACUGGACCAGAUCUAGGAAUCUCAGACAACUACGAGUCUGUGAACUGGUCCCCAAUGAGGGCUCGCAUACUCCACGAGCUGUACCACGAGAGUCCCCUGUCCAUGCAGUGCAAUCAGUCCACAGGAGAGAGAUUCCCAGGCUACUGGGAGAACAUGCCCAUCACCCCUGUGCUGUUCCCACUACCACCUCAUCCCAGGGACUGUGCCACACAUCCCUAGGAGCAAUGACCCUGUAGUCAGUCACAUGUAGAUACACUUACGUACAAUAAAUACUAAAUGCAAUGUAA